This is a messenger RNA of Lindgomyces ingoldianus, 1027 nucleotides long. RefSeq lists its product as uncharacterized. The record is from RefSeq and is a predicted model, not a curated record. Bases 317 to 541 code for a protein of 74 amino acids. The transcript has 3 exons. Lineage: Eukaryota; Fungi; Ascomycota; Dothideomycetes; Pleosporales; Lindgomycetaceae.
GGAACAAAAGUGCCUUUGUUGUCUGAGUCGAAGGGUGGUCAGAACAUCAAGGGAAGUGGAAGGUCGUCAGGCAAGACUUCAGAAUACAAAGAUUUUCGCCUUCCAUACACUUUUUUCGGCUGUCAAUACUUUAUUUUCUUCGUUUCUCAUUUUCGACCUACGUCGAGUCGUUUCUUUGGGGAGGAGACGUAUUUUCGAAGCAUAUAUACAACCUUUCAAUCCUCUUCGACCUUUCUCAGAGCCUUCAAUUAGAUCACUCUCGUUCCGCGACAACCCCGGCAAGGUCAAGCAACGCCAAAACCGAACCUUAGGCAACAUGUGCUCCUAUACUUACUCUUGGUAUUACUGCAACCACGAUUACUAUAUUUGGGCAAAUAGUAUCGAGGUCUGCCACGGAAGGUUGCUUUCGGGAUACUCCUACGACGCCUGGAGCAUCGAUAUGUGCAAAAAUAUGAAGGUCACCUGCGGCGGUUUCUCCAACUACUACUGCUCUGAUUGCUCCGAGGAUGUAGCGCUAGAGUUCGAGCUUGACGAGUUAUAAAUAAGCGAUUUACCACCAAUACUCAGCCCACAGCCAUACUCAACUCAACUCCUCCAAUCCCGCACCAUCGAGGUUUGUAGACUUACGAUAACACGAGCCGCACUCUACACGUUCGUGCUCCGACCUCUCAGUUACACUUCGACCUUCUGCGACCUCCAAUUAAUAAUCUUCACGUACAUGGUUGUUGACGGCAUUUUAUUUCAUAGCGAUGGAUACGUCUUCUUUGAUUCAGCGUUCAGUGUUCGGACAUAGGCGCAUCUCGGCGCCUACAAGAUCUCAUUUAUCCGGGAUGUUUGGAAUAAUUUUAAAGGCUGUGGGUGAUUGAGUUCGUUCUGGUGCUUCGAGCGCGCAUUUAUUCUAGACUGCUUAUUAUACCAUAAAGCGUAUCUUGGCUGCUCAUCUCUUCGCACAAUUAGCAAUCCAUUCAAGCUAUUAGAUAUCACAAAUCUAGAGUGAGGGUUCCUUCCCAGUGCCAUUACUCCGUCA